AUGCCGAGCUCUGCGGUGCAAGGAGUUCCCGACACGCAACUAGGGCUAACCCCUGAAGAGAUUCAACUGCUACGUCAGGGCCAAGCGACACUCGGCAACGGCUCCAGUUCGUCGAGGGCUGCAAGCAGAGCCUCUAGCCAAGGGAUACUGCUACUGGAUAGCUCAUCCCUGGCGCAGCUCUCUCGCUACUUCGACAGCCUAAUGAGCCAAGUGCAGCGACGUAUGGAGUACCUGAGUGAGCAGAGCGCCAUGUUUACGGAGACGCAGUAUGACCGCGCCGGGAAUCUGAUCGAGGCCGCCGACGCCGAAAUUGCGAGGUUCCACGAGAUCUUGAGACAACUCGACGAACUCGAGGAAGACUUUGAUCGAAUCAGCAACAUCCGAGAUAUCGUUCGCGGAUAUCGGUCGAGGGUUGAAACAAUGGAAAGGGACUUGGAGAGCAGCGGCGGUUCUACGGGCGAGAAGCCCGUAUCAUCUUUGCGCUUUGAUGCAAAGUUUGGCGGUCUCGAGCAAUGCCCGAACUACAACCCCUAG
Molecule: messenger RNA, 534 nt
Organism: Parascedosporium putredinis
Lineage: Eukaryota; Fungi; Ascomycota; Sordariomycetes; Microascales; Microascaceae
Source: the annotation of a GenBank genome assembly